Messenger RNA from Arachis ipaensis, 1272 nucleotides. RefSeq lists its product as uncharacterized. The record is from RefSeq and is a predicted model, not a curated record. NCBI's taxonomy places the organism in Eukaryota, Viridiplantae, Streptophyta, Magnoliopsida, Fabales, Fabaceae.
AUGGCCUAUGAUCACCUUGUGGUUAAUGGUAUUAUGCCAUCAUAUGACACUUGGUUUUAUCAUGGAGAAUUAUUAAACUCACCUACUCCUAUUGGAGAAACUAAUUGUAUAGAAAAAACUUUUAGGGGUGAUGAGAUGGUAGGAAUGAUAGAGGAUGUUUAUAAUGGCUUUACCCAGAGCAUAGAUAAUGACCCUUUAGAAAGUGGUGACGAGGAGCCAAACUUGGAGGAGCCAAAUUUUGGAGCCAAACAUGCGUCAAAAAAUGAAUCUCAUCCAGAAGUGGAAAUAUUUGACAAGUUACUAAAAGAUGCAGAUGAAGAAUUAUAUCCUGGAUGCAAGAAAUUCAGCAAGCUUUCUUUUCUAUUGCAACUUUACCAUCUAAAGCAAUUAUUCAAAUGGAGCAAUGAGUCUUUUGAUGCGUUGCUAGGAUUAUUAAAAGAAGUAUUACCCGAUGGUGAGAAGCUACCUAGUUCUUAUUAUAAUACUAAAAAGAUGGUCAAGGGAUUGCGCUUGAAGUAUGAAAUGAUCCAUGCUUGUCCCAACGAUUGUAUGCUUUUUAGGAAUGAAUUGGCUAAUAAGAACAUCAACAAAUGCUCAGUUUGUGGAGCUUCUAGGUGGAAAAACAAUAAGAAAAAAAUUUCUGCUAAGGUUCUAAGGUAUUUUCCCCUUAAGUCAAGGUUGCAGAGACUGUUUAUGUCUUCAAAAACUUCUAAAUUGAUGAGAUGGCAUCAUGACGAACGCAAUAAAGAUGGGACUUUGCGACAUCCUGCAGAUUCUGAAGCGUGGAAAAGUUUUGACAAUUCUCAUGAAGAAUUUUCUAAAGAUCCUCGCAAUGUUCGUUUAGGAUUAGCUGCUGAUGGAUUUAAUCCAUAUAGUAAAAUGCAAAGUAAACAUAGCACAUGGCCAGUGAUUUUAAUGCCAUAUAACCUUCCACCAUGGUUGUGCAUGAAGCAAGAGUUUUUUAUUUUGUCGUUACUCAUUCCUGGACCAACAGCGCCUGGAAAUAAUAUUGAUGUUUUCUUGCAACCUUUGAUAGAAGAGUUAAAGGAAUUAUGGGAUGUUGGGGUGAAAACCUAUGAUGUCUUUGAUAAGAAGACAUUCAAUAUGAAAGUAGCGCUCAUGUGGACAAUAAAUGAUUUUCCAGCAUAUGGUAACUUAUCUGGUUGGUGCACUUAUGGUGAAUUUGCUUGCCCUUCUUGCAAUAUAGACACUCAUUCUAUAAGGCUCACAAAAGUCAAAAGUAUUGCUACAUGGGUCAUCGACGCUUCUUGA